AUGACCAACUUUCUUGCUUUCCUCACCGUGUUCGCCGCCGUGGCCAACUCGACCGUGAACCAAACUGACGACCACCAACUCCAAACCACGGACGCAUCGUUUUGUUGGAAGACAUCGCAGACACGCGGCAUUGGCCAAGUGCCGGUGUCGUGCGCCGCCGGACAAGAGCGCCUGGGUCUGUUGUGCUACGACAAGUGUCCAUUGGGCACGAUCCGCAAAGGCCUCGACUGCCACUCGAACUGCCCCGCUGGGUUCGCGGACCAAGGACUGUUUUGCCGCAUGAGUGAAUACGGCCGGGGGGCUGGGUACCCAUGGAAGUUUGGCGACUCGCUGGACGACAGUGGCAUGUACAAACGCUGCCAAAAGGACCAUGGGCAGGGCAAGUGCGAAAAAUGGGGGUUGGUUGUGUAUCCCAAGUGCUUGCCGGGCUACACUUCAUCUGGUUGUUGCCUCUGUCGACCUACCCCCCCUGACUGCGGGGUCCUUGGCCUGGGCGGACGGGUGGACUUGUCGUGUGCCAAGAAAAUCACGGUUAUGGCGCCUACGCUGGGCACGUGCGGUGCCAACGAAGACCUCGAUGCAGGCCUGUGCUACCCCAAGUGCAACCCCGACUACAUGGGUGUCGGCCCGGUGUGCUGGGGUCGCCCUCCUGCCUCGUGGGUGCACUGCGGCAUGGGGGCCGCCAAAACCCCCCUGGAUUGCGCCACUGCCGUCAAAGACCAAACCUUGUCAGUGGGACAGCUCGUAUUCAACAUCGGCACAGCGUUUGCGGGCAGCUCGGCCAUGGCGCUCCAAGGCCCGGCGGACGUGUCCAAGUUCGCCGAGUUGACGAAGGCGUGGGAUGCCAUCAAAACCAAGCCGGUGGUCGAAACAGCCAUGCAAGUCUACGAUGCUGCCAACCGAGGCAAAACGGGCUACCAGGCCAUCGAAGAACUCGAGCAGGCCAACUCCACCAACGAAGACUACGUUCGUAUCGCAGCCUCCAUUGCGUCCAUCUUGGACCCCACCGGCAUCUCGGAUGUCAUCGCGGCCUACACGUACUCCACUUGUGACAAAGUUGCAGCUUAA
Molecule: messenger RNA, 1068 nt
Organism: Aphanomyces astaci
Lineage: Eukaryota; Oomycota; Saprolegniomycetes; Saprolegniales; Verrucalvaceae
Exons: 1
Coding region: 1-1068 (355 amino acids)
Source: RefSeq, a predicted model, not a curated record